Molecule: messenger RNA, 2072 nt
Organism: Engraulis encrasicolus (European anchovy)
Lineage: Eukaryota; Metazoa; Chordata; Actinopteri; Clupeiformes; Engraulidae
Gene: rbm34
Product: RNA binding motif protein 34
Exons: 11
Coding region: 173-1582 (469 amino acids)
Biological process (GO): maturation of LSU-rRNA from tricistronic rRNA transcript (SSU-rRNA, 5.8S rRNA, LSU-rRNA)
Cellular component (GO): nucleolus
Molecular function (GO): rRNA binding
Source: RefSeq, a predicted model, not a curated record
UCUUAGACGGAACGAAUGUAAAACGUGUGUUUACUCUUCUGAGCACUUUCUUCAAGAAAUGAGCGCUUGAUUAUUUCAAACACAUGCGUUUGUAUGGAUUAAGCUAUUUGAAUCUUGGGUAACUCAACUGUGGCCGUGGGAAAACUUUCCCGAAAACUCCCCGGGUCAAAUAAUGGCAAAGAAGAUACCUAAAGAAACGAGUGAUGCCAGCGAGGAUGGCAAGGAGUCCAGCAAUUAUGUUGUUGGACAAGUGUCCGGCUGCUUGUUCCCUAAAACGUCUGCAACAGGCUCUGGCUCCCUGUCUGCCCUAUUCUCCACCAACACAACAGCAAGCAACACUGUGGUGUUUGUCCCAGCGCCCAAGCAUGUACCCACGCCUGUCAUACCCAAAGCUGAGCCUGCGCCUGCAGAUGAAACAGCUGGUGUAAAACCGACGCAAACGAAGAAAAACAAAAAGGCGAAAUCGGCAGCAGAAUUAAAAGUUCAGGACAGAGAGAGUGGUUUACAAACAGCAGAUGACGAGGACGGCACAAGGAAGGGCCCAAAGAAGGCUGCUAAGAGGAAAACACCCCAGGACGAUGACGACGACGCUGCACCAGGACAAAACGGCAAGCCCGCCAAGAGGAAGAUGACCUUCAAAGACUUUGCUGCAGAGAGAGUCAAGCUGAACAGGACCGUGUUUGUGGGAAACCUACCCGCCAGUUGCACUAGAGAGAAAUUGCGUGCCAUUUUCAAAGAACAUGGAUCCAUCGAAUCAAUCCGGUUUCGUUCAGUGGUAGGGGAAGAUGCCUCCAUGUCCCGCAAGGUAGCUGCCAUUCAAAGGCAAGUCCAUCCCAAAAAGCAAACCGUGAAUGCAUACAUUGUAUUCAAAGAGACAGAAGGGGCAUUGGAUGCUUUGAAAAAGAAUGGCCUGGAGAUUCAGAAAGACGUCCACAUCCGUGUGGACAAGGCCUCCUCCAAACAGCAUGACCACAAGCGAUCCAUAUUUGUUGGCAAUUUACCAUAUGACGUGGCUGAGUUGUCCCUGAGGCAGCAUUUCCUGGAGUGUGGAGAGGUGGAGGCGGUGAGGCUGAUCAGGGACAGAGCCACGGGCAUGGGCAAAGGCUUCGGCUACGUGCUGUUCGAGAGUGGUGACUCAGUGCAGUUGGCCCUGAAGUUGGACGGCUCCGUGCUGUGCGAACGCAAGAUCCGUGUAAAACGCUCCGUCAAGGACGGCGCAGGAGCAGGGGCAGGAGCAGGCAAGGAGGGCAGAGGAAAGGGCCCAGGCAAAGGGAACAAGAAGGGUGUAGCAGCGAGCCCCAAUAGGAAGGGCCCCUCGGCAGGCCCCAUGAAGAAAGCGCCUAAAGGGGGCCCCCCUGCAGGCCCCAUGAAGAAGGGGCCUAAAGGGGGGCCCCCUAACGCUUUCCCCAGAGGAGGUCCUCCUGGGGGCAAGAAGAAGAUGGGCUUCCAUGGAAGGCCGGGGAAAAAGAUGUCUCCGUCAGAAUUUAAAGGAGAAAUGGCCGACCCCGCAGCUAAAAAACACAAAGGACAGAAAAAGAAGUCUAAGCCCAGGAAGCCAAAAAAGAACAUCCAUUUCGGAUGAGAUGUCAUCUAGUGGGGUUAACAUUUUGUGCAGAGAGGUCUUGAUGUAAGGUUUUAUCUGAAUAUUCAGAACUGUAAAAUAUCUCUAACAUGAAAUCUGAAUUUCUUGAGCUGCCUAAACCAUUUUCCAAUCAGAGUACUGUGUGUAUGUGUGUGUGUGUCUGUAAGGUGUCAGUCGAGCACAUAAUCACUUAAUCUUGAUGAUGAACAAACAUGUCUUUUCUACAGCAAAUGGUGUGCAUUUCAGCAUUUGUCAAGGUGACAGAUUAAGUCAGUCCUACUGACUAUGCAUGCAUAGCCGCCACCCAUCACAAUCUUAUUGAAUUUUUAUUUACAAAAAAUAUAUCCUUUCUACACCUUCUCUCUAACUUCUUUUUUGUCAACUUUCCUCCAUCCACCACAGAACAACCAGACACAUUGUUUCAGCUCAAUCCUUUAUUUUUUUUUUGGUAAAAAAUAAAAACAGGGCAAUGCCUUUGCCCAAAUCAUGA